AUGAGCAACUUCACCAGCUUCGAAUUCUCGGCCGAAAAAUUCAACACCCAUUGGCACGCAAAUUCAUGCGAUUUGUGCUUUCACAACGCCGCUGACUGGAGUGACCUUACAGAAACCGAGCUUUCGGAACUCGUCUUGACCAACUUAGACACGAUUUUCAAAAUCGCAAUAAAAAGGAUAGUUGCCAGUGGCUACAGUGAGGGCAUUGCCACCACGGCCAUCCUGAGGUCAGGCCUUUGGUACGGGUGCAAGUACACCGUAUCGAAGGUGGUGGACAACACCCUAGAAUUCCUCAUCAGCGAACAAGAAAUCGACUCGCACUAUUUUGAUAACUUGCAGCAGAUGGAUAAAUACAUAUUGGCCGAGUUAGUUUGUCUCUUGAGAGAGUCGAGAUGGCUGAGGGCGGCUGAGUUGGCCGCCAGCUGCCGAGAUGUGUCAAGGCUCGUGUGGGCAAGGGAGAGGCUGCUGCAGGCGAAGGACAUCCGAGAUGAAAUUGAGGCCAAACUAAACGAGGAAUGGAAGGCAAAAAACGAGCUGCUAACACAAGCCACAUCAUUCAAAAAAGAAAGAGAACAAGUCGAGAUCUCAACCCAAUCCAAGGAGGACACCAUCAAAUCCAGAGCCCAAACUAAUUUGCACGAGAAGCAGGGGAUGAAGGAUUGCCCGUCUUGUAGAAGCCCGAUUCAGAGACGAGUGUCCAUACGUUAUGCUCGCUCUUAAACACAGUUAGUUUCCGAAUAUAUAAAGAUAUGAGCCUUUUCGGGUUUAAUAAUGUUAUGUGUGAGACUAGAUUAACAGUGAAUGUUGUUGAUAGAGUAUGAGUUUGUGUUUCUUUUUUUCUUUUUCUUUUUUUUU
Molecule: messenger RNA, 855 nt
Organism: Striga asiatica
Lineage: Eukaryota; Viridiplantae; Streptophyta; Magnoliopsida; Lamiales; Orobanchaceae
Source: the annotation of a GenBank genome assembly